This is a messenger RNA of Musca vetustissima, 1225 nucleotides long. RefSeq names its product 26S proteasome regulatory subunit 8 (gene Rpt6). Gene Ontology annotation, cellular component: proteasome regulatory particle, base subcomplex. Gene Ontology annotation, biological process: proteasome-mediated ubiquitin-dependent protein catabolic process. Gene Ontology annotation, molecular function: proteasome-activating activity; ATP binding; ATP hydrolysis activity. The record is from RefSeq and is a predicted model, not a curated record. NCBI's taxonomy places the organism in Eukaryota, Metazoa, Arthropoda, Insecta, Diptera, Muscidae. The transcript is spliced from 4 exons. The coding region runs from base 9 to 1223 and encodes 404 amino acids.
UAUUCAUAAUGACCGUCACAAAGCGGAUGGACAUUGAUGCUGUAUGUAAGGGUGAAGGUUUUCGCUCGUACUACAUACAAAAAAUCGAGGAAUUGCAAUUGAUUGUGGCCGAAAAGUCUCAAAAUCUAAGACGUUUGCAGGCUCAACGUAAUGAACUUAAUGCCAAGGUUCGCAUGUUACGCGAGGAACUCCAGUUGCUGCAGGAGCAAGGCAGCUAUGUCGGCGAAGUUGUCAAACCCAUGGACAAGAAGAAGGUCUUGGUAAAGGUGCAUCCAGAGGGAAAAUUCGUGGUUGACAUCGAUAAGAACAUUGACAUCAAUGAUGUUACGCCCAAUUGCCGUGUUGCUUUGCGCAAUGAAAGCUAUACUCUACACAAAAUCCUGCCUAAUAAAGUUGAUCCUUUGGUAUCGCUUAUGAUGGUUGAAAAAGUUCCCGAUUCCACUUAUGAAAUGGUUGGUGGUUUGGAUAAGCAAAUUAAGGAAAUCAAAGAAGUCAUUGAGUUGCCCGUAAAACAUCCUGAAUUGUUUGAUGCCCUGGGUAUUGCCCAACCCAAGGGUGUAUUGUUAUAUGGUCCACCUGGUACGGGAAAAACUUUACUUGCUCGUGCUGUUGCCCAUCACACCGAAUGUACAUUUAUUCGUGUAUCCGGCUCUGAGUUGGUACAGAAAUUCAUUGGUGAAGGUUCCCGUAUGGUUCGUGAACUUUUCGUUAUGGCUCGUGAACAUGCUCCCUCAAUUAUUUUCAUGGAUGAAAUCGAUUCAAUUGGUUCGUCACGUAUUGAAUCCGGUUCGGGUGGUGAUUCCGAGGUACAACGUACCAUGUUGGAGUUGCUAAAUCAAUUGGAUGGUUUUGAGGCCACGAAAAAUAUUAAAGUCAUUAUGGCCACUAAUCGUAUUGAUAUUUUGGAUCCAGCUCUGCUACGUCCCGGUCGUAUUGAUCGUAAAAUUGAAUUCCCACCACCAAAUGAGGAAGCUCGUCUGGAUAUUUUGAAAAUUCAUUCACGUAAGAUGAACCUUACACGCGGUAUUAAUUUGCGUAAAAUUGCCGAACUUAUGCCUGGUGCAUCUGGUGCUGAGGUUAAGGGUGUAUGCACCGAGGCUGGUAUGUAUGCGCUGCGUGAACGACGUGUUCAUGUGACACAAGAAGAUUUUGAAAUGGCCGUUGCCAAAGUAAUGCAGAAAGACUCCGAAAAGAAUAUGUCGAUUAAGAAAUUAUGGAAAUAAGC